Molecule: messenger RNA, 360 nt
Organism: Phytophthora infestans T30-4
Lineage: Eukaryota; Oomycota; Peronosporomycetes; Peronosporales; Peronosporaceae
Exons: 2
Coding region: 1-360 (119 amino acids)
Source: RefSeq, a predicted model, not a curated record
AUGUCGGCGGUGCUUACGGCCACCGCUCAAGCGCUGGUGAGACUACCUCGAGCACUGCGUUUGUUCACUGCGAUCUUGUCCGACUGCUAUCCGAUCUUCGGCUACCGACGCCGUCCGUACCUGAUUCUGGGCUGGCUGCUGACGUUCGUGUGCUGCUUCCUCAUGGCGGUGCUGCCUCUGGGCGAUCCGUACUACCGAGACCCAGCACUCGCUGACAUUGACGAAGACGAGCUUACGGCUGAGCAGCUGGUCAUGAUCAACCACGACGCGCCGGAUAAAGGCAUCAACCUCAUCAUCCUGUUCGUGUUCGCCAACCUGGGCACGGUGAUCUCAUGUUCAUGGUCUUGGCCGCGUUCAUGA